ACAUGGUGACAGUCUCACCCCCUGCCCGUCUCUACAAAACAAAACAAAACAAUUAGCCAGGGAUGGUGGCUCAUGUCUGUGCUCCCAGCUACUCGGGAGGCUGAUGUGAGAGAAUCACUCGAGCCUCUGAGAUCAAGGCUACAGUAGCCGUGAUCACACUCCAGCCCCGGUGACAGAGACCCUGUCUCAAAAAACAAACAAAACAAAGAAUGUGAAAUUAAGCCAAAAGCCAUCACACGUGUUUCCAAAGGACAGCCGCCACCCGCACUCCCUUCCCAAAGCACGCGGGAGGUUGCGGGAUCAGGGACGCGGGCUUCAGCAGGGAGCCCCCCGACCGGCCCUGACGGGAAUUCAGGACCUGACGCCGGCUCAUUCCCCCAGUCGGGGCGGGGGCAGCAAGCCUCGGCCGGCGGCGAUCUGCAAACCUGCGGAGAAGGGAGGCAGGGGUCGCUUCCACAGCCCAGCGCCGCUAGUCCCCCGCGCCCCCGCGCGAGCGCGAGCCGCCGGCGGAAGUGUUGCGUCGCGCACUUCCGGGUGUUGUCUGGCCGCCGUAUCGCGUCUUGGGUCUCCCGGCCGCCGCCGCCGCCUCGGGUCGUGGAGCCAGGAGCUACGUCAGCGCCAUGGCAGGCAUCAAAGCUUUGAUUAGUUUGUCCUUUGGAGGAGCAAUCGGGCUGAUGUUUUUGAUGCUUGGAUGUGCCCUUCCAAUAUACAACAAAUACUGGCCCCUCUUUGUUCUAUUUUUUUAUAUCCUCUCACCUAUUCCAUACUGCAUAGCAAGAAGAUUAGUGGAUGAUACAGAUGCUAUGAGUAACGCUUGUAAGGAACUUGCCAUCUUUCUUACAACAGGCAUUGUUGUGUCAGCAUUUGGACUCCCUAUUGUAUUUGCCAGAGCACAUCUGAUUGAGUGGGGAGCUUGUGCACUUGUUCUCACAGGAAACACAGUCAUCUUUGCAACUAUACUAGGCUUUUUCUUGGUCUUUGGAAGCAAUGAUGAUUUCAGUUGGCAGCAGUGGUGAAAAGGAAUUACUGAACUAUUGUCAAAUGGACUUCCUGUCAUUUGUUGGCCAUUCAUGCACACAGGAGAUGAGGCAGUUAAUGCUGAAUGAUAUAGCAAGCCUCUUGGGGGUAUUUUAGGUGCUCCCUUCUCACUUUUAUUGUAAGCAUACUGUUUUCACAGAGACUUGCUGAAGGAUUAAAAGGAUUUUCUCUUUUGGAAAAGCUUGACUGAUUUCACACUUAUCUAUAGUAUGCUUUUUGUAGUGUCCUGCUGACUUUAAAUAUUUAUGUAGUUUUCCUGUUCAGUUUAUUGUUUUGGAAUCAAUAUGCAACGUUAAACACUUUUUUAAUGUAAUCAUUUGCAUUGAUUAGGAGUUCAGAAUUCCACCGGCUGUAUCAUUGGGCAAGUACAUCUUUUCUCUUAAAAUGAUUUAGCCUCCAUUAUUACAAAAAAUUAUAAAAAUAAGUUUUCAGUCAGUCAGGAUGACGUCACUCCCAAUGUUAUACAAACAUGCAGACAGUUGGCAUACGUUAUAAACUAUAUACUCAGUGCAAAUACAGCUGCAUUUAUACCUCAGAGGGGCCAAGUGUUAAUGCCUACGCCCCCCGCAAGUGUUGCUGGUUUUAUUAGUAGACAGCUGUUUUGUGAAUUGAAAAUUAUUUUAUGGAAUUGCUACAGAGUGCUUUUCUUUUCAAUUGUUAGAAGAAUUUAUGUUAAACUUUAAGGUAAGGGUGUAAAAACAGAUUUUUGAGAUGGGUUUUUAUUUAUGUUUAUUAUCAUUAGAGUGAGUUGCAAUGUCGGAAGAAAUGACGUUGAAAUUCCAGUUUUUGAAUCCUGUUUCUAUUUAUAAGUGAAAUUUGUGAUUUCCUAUCACCCUUUCAUGUUUUACCCUGGUAAAAUGGACAUACAUGGAACCACUACUGAAGAGGGACAGUUGUAUGUUUGCAUCAUAUGUACCAGAAAACCUUCCUCUGCUUCCUCCUUUUAACUUAUUUUGUAUGUUGUAUAUAUUACAUAAAAUAACUUUUCAAAUAUAGUUUAAUAACACAAGUGUUUACUUACCCGGAAAAUAAUUGCUAUGCCAUACGUUCAGACUGCCCCCCUCCCCUGCAAGGCCUUGCCAUAAUUAACAAGUAACUUGUCUUACAGAUAAUUCAUGCAUUAACAGUUUAAGAUUUAGACCAUGGUAAUGGUAGUUCUUAUUCUCUAAGGUUAUAUCAUAUGUAAUUUAAAAGUAUUUAAGACAAGUCUCCUGUAUACCUCUGAACUGUUUUGAUUUUGAUUUCAUCAUGAUAGAUCUGCUGUUUCCUUAUAAAAGGCAUUUAUUGUGUGAGUUAAUGCAAAGUAGCCAAGUCCAGCUAUAUAGCAGCUUCAGAAACAUACCUGACCAAGAAAUUCCCAGUAACCAGGCAUGAUCAGUUGGUAGUGGUCAUUUUCAUCUAAAAAUUAUCAGGACUUUUUUCGGGAGCGGGUUAUAAAAACAUUCAAGUUGGUCUGACAGUAUUUGUUAAGGAUAUUUGUAUGUUUAUUUAGUAUAUUUACAGAGAAAUUAUUUCAACUACAGCCAAAACUCAGUAAUCAUGACAGCUAUCUUUUGUUGUUUAUGAAGUUUAUUUCUCAAGAAAAUGGGAACAAAUUUGGGGUUUGUUAGCUUUUUUACUAAAGAUGCCUAAAGCCACAGAUUUUAUUGUCUAACUCAAGCCAUGACUUUUAGCUAUGAGAUGACAGGAAGCAGGGCAUGUGGCUGGAGCCUUUACACUUGAGGUGGAAAGUGGCUUGUGGUAUGAUAAUGUUCAGACUUAAAGAGGAAAGUGCAGGUGCACAUGAGUCAGACAGCUGGUGAGACAGUUGGGAACUCUUUGUGCCUGUGAUCUGGACUUUUUUUGCAGGAAGUGCAUUCUCUGGUCCUUCUCCAUUUUCUGUUCUAGAUGUCAGUGCAGUGCACUGCUGCUGUUUUAUCCACUUGGCCAUAGACUCUUUUUCUAACAGCUGCAUUUUCUUUCUAUAUACUAAUUGCAUUGGCAGCAUUGUGUCUUUGACCUUGUACACUAGCUUGACAUAGUGCUGUCUCUGAUUUCUAGGCUAGUUACUUGAGGUAUGAAUUUUCCAUAGAAUAUGCACUGAUACAGCAUUACCCAUUCUUCUAUGGAAAGAAAACUUUUGAUGAUGAAACAAUAAAGAUUUUAAAUAUCUAUUUU
Cebus imitator (Panamanian white-faced capuchin) is the source of this 3195-nucleotide messenger RNA. RefSeq names its product leptin receptor overlapping transcript like 1 (gene LEPROTL1). Gene Ontology annotation, cellular component: endosome. Lineage: Eukaryota; Metazoa; Chordata; Mammalia; Primates; Cebidae. Gene Ontology annotation, biological process: late endosome to vacuole transport via multivesicular body sorting pathway; negative regulation of growth hormone receptor signaling pathway. Bases 621 to 1016 code for a protein of 131 amino acids. The transcript is spliced from 4 exons. The record is from RefSeq and is a predicted model, not a curated record.